UUGACAGGCAUGUUUUGAUUUGUGUGUGUGAGUGUGUCUAACAUGGUGAGCUGUUGUACAUUUACCGGCUGCACGACUGACAAAAGGAGCGUUUGAGAGCUGAACAUGGAGAGACGAGAGUUCAUGGCGUCUCUGGUGGCAGGAGGCUGUGCUGGGAUGUGUGUGGAUCUCACCCUCUUCCCCCUGGACACCAUUAAGACCAGACUGCAGAGUCAGCAGGGCUUUUACAAGGCCGGGGGCUUCAGGGGCAUUUACGCUGGGGUCCCAUCUGCUGCAGUCGGCUCCUUUCCCAAUGCCGCUGCUUUCUUUGUCACCUACGACUACACAAAGUCCCUGCUCGGCGCCGGUGGAGCGCUGGCCGCACCGCACGCAGCACCUGUCACUCACAUGCUGGCUGCCUCCUUGGGUGAAACAGUGGCAUGCUUGAUCCGGGUGCCCACAGAGGUGGUCAAACAGAGGACCCAGGCUUCUCCUUCAUCCACCACCUACCGCAUACUGCUGGCUACACUCAGAGAAGAGGGUGUUCGGGGCUUGUACAGAGGAUACGGGAGUACAGUUCUCAGAGAGAUCCCGUUCUCACUGGUGCAGUUUCCACUUUGGGAAUAUUUAAAGACUCUGUGGUCGCGGAGGCAAGGUCACACGCUCUACUCUUGGCAGGCUGCAGUGUGCGGAGCUUUUGCAGGGGCGGUGGCGGCAUUUGUUACCACUCCUCUCGACGUGGCGAAGACCAGGAUCAUGCUCGCAAAGGCCGGGUCGACCGCAGCGAGCGGCAACAUCACGCUGGUGCUCUAUGACGUGUGGAAGAGUCGAGGGCUUACAGGUCUGUUUGCAGGCAGCAUACCGAGGAUCACCUUCAUCAGCGUUGGAGGCUUCAUUUUCCUAGGAGCCUACGAGAAGGUCCGCCGCACCUUGCUGUAACAAACGCCGCCUCUCUGACCGUCCGGAGCUCAGCAGGGAAAGUAGCACCCUCAUCCCAGAGCAGAGGCCCCCCCCCUCAUGCGCCUCCAUGCCGCUUGGGGCCCCGAGAAGCAAAGAAACGGCUCCAGGGAAGAGUGGACCCAAGCCUGAUGGCGUUGCUAAGGGUGCUGCAUUCCUGCUCAUCAGUCAUCAUCAGUGCCCUGCUGGUGGAGUUUAACAGCAGCAGAGGUUUGGCGACAUAGAAGCCACACCCUCAC
Scomber japonicus (chub mackerel) is the source of this 1175-nucleotide messenger RNA. RefSeq names its product solute carrier family 25 member 26 (gene slc25a26). The record is from RefSeq and is a predicted model, not a curated record. The coding region runs from base 106 to 918 and encodes 270 amino acids. Gene Ontology annotation, molecular function: S-adenosyl-L-methionine transmembrane transporter activity. Gene Ontology annotation, cellular component: mitochondrial inner membrane. Gene Ontology annotation, biological process: transmembrane transport. The transcript has 10 exons. NCBI's taxonomy places the organism in Eukaryota, Metazoa, Chordata, Actinopteri, Scombriformes, Scombridae.